Daktulosphaira vitifoliae (grape phylloxera) is the source of this 4399-nucleotide messenger RNA. RefSeq names its product bromodomain adjacent to zinc finger domain protein 1A-like. Gene Ontology annotation, biological process: chromatin remodeling. NCBI's taxonomy places the organism in Eukaryota, Metazoa, Arthropoda, Insecta, Hemiptera, Phylloxeridae. The record is from RefSeq and is a predicted model, not a curated record. Gene Ontology annotation, molecular function: protein binding. The coding region runs from base 327 to 4289 and encodes 1320 amino acids. The transcript has 24 exons.
UUUCCUACCGUUUAUAUACAUUUCAUCCCGUUGCUCCGCUGCUGGUUUUUGUUGUUUUACCGAUGAUAUUUUCUCGUUCUACUGACCGUGAGCGCCCGUCAAUUUACCGGAUAGACACAAUUCAACAUUUUUGUAUAGCUAUUUUGAGUGAAAUUAGCCGAAAAAUCUUUCGGCUUUACCACUGCAGUCAGCCAACACGUCCAGUGAGUGGCUGUGCAGGCCGUUCCCUCCAAAUCGACUUUCAUUUUUGAGACACGCCAAGUGUGUGCGCGUAACGUAUCAGAUCAUAGACAACAAAGGAUCGCGGCGACGACAUCGGAGACGCCAUGCCGCUUCUUCACAAAAAACCUUUCUCUAAAAACCCGGUCCCAAGGGGGCUUCGGGACACAGAUGAAGUGUUCUACUGUGAGAUGACAAAAGAGAUAUUCCUCAAUUACGAGCAUUAUGUUGAAAGAAUUAUACUUUGUAACUCAUUAGUAUGGUCAUGUGAAAUUACUGGUAAAAAAAACAUGACUUAUAAAGAAGCUUUAGAUUGUGAAAUAGAAUCAAAAAGAAUGUUGAAUGAUUUUCCUAAUGAACUUCAAAAACCAAUUCUCUUUUUAUUAUCUUUGACCAAAUGUUCUUCAUUAAAAGAACUCAUAGAACAAAUAUUUAACUAUGUCAGAUAUCGUUAUUUUAUAUCUGAAAUUGUAGAAGUUGCCUUAGAACAAGAUCAGUGGUUAAAAUGUAGAGUAUUAGCAGUACAUUCACCAUCAGAUCAAAAAGGGACAGAUCGGAGUCGUACUCCUAAGAAAUCAAAUGACAGUGGUCAAAGUGGAGGUCAUUUGUCAUACAGUUAUGAUGUAGAACUUCUUAAUAGCCCUUCUAAAAAGGGAAACCCCAAUAACGAACCUAUUUAUCGAGUAGAUGCAGUUCAAAUAAAAAGAUCGAAAAAUUGUUUUACAAGAGAUAGAUGCAGAUUUUUUAUUACACAUAAUGUUGAACUUAAAAAUGGACUUAUUUUACUAAAAGAAAGUGUUGCAAGUCAAAUAGCAAAUAUGAAAUUUGAAGAUAUUUUUAGUGGUGAAAUUCCACAAUUUUCUGAAACUAAAAAGAACAAAGUAUUAGCUAAGAAUGGUUUAGUUAAGAAACAAGAAUUAAUAAAUGGAGAAACAUCUAAGAAAAAUGAAAAAACAAUUCAAGAAGUAGCUGAGAAAAUAAAAGAAGAAAAGUUAAGGGUUAAAGAGAAAAGAAAGGAAGAAAAAGAGAAACUUGCUAAGUUUAUGAAAGAAUGGAGUAAGAAGAAAGAGGAUCUAGAGUUAGAAGAUUUAAAAGAGUUACCAGUUGCUAAACCAGUAAAUUUAAAAAUUCCAAAUAAACUUUUUGGCGAAUUUGUUAUGAUCUAUGAGUUUUUUCAAAACUUUUGGUCUCAGCUUGAUGCAGGCAGUUAUUUUCCUCAGGGCUUAAGUAUAGAGUUGUUGGAAAAAUGUAUUGUUGAAUCAGAAGUUGCUGGACCUUUGAAUACACUUAUACAAGUGCUACUGACAACAAUAUUUGAUCUUGAAGAGGACGAAGAGGCUGACAUGAAAGAUAGUCAUAUAUCUGGCUCAGAACCUGUUUACAAUAUUUGUGAUGAAAAAAUUCGCAAUGCUAUAAAGUAUGCCACCAAUGUAAAAAAUUGGACUAUAAAUCAUCUUGGACAACAUUUAAAUAAAAUCAUGUUGCAACCAACUGUAAUAUCCGAAGUUUUGAGAUUACAUUUACUAUCAUCAGGUGGAAAACACUCAGAAAAAAUGGCUAAGUGGAUGUAUCAAGAGAGAGGAAAUUAUUGUCCUACUGAUGAUCCUGGGUUUACUUUGAGGUUAAAUCGUCCAGAUUUAUUAGAAUCUCUCAGUCAUCACCACAUUUCUAGUCUAUCAAUUGCUGACAAAAUGGCCAUUCUUAAUUGUCUUAUGAAUCAGAUUUUGACUUUUUCAUCUUAUCGUAUACAAUUACAAAAUACUGUAGUUAAAACAAGAAAUGCUAGAUUAGAAGUUAGAAGUGCAGUUGCAGCUGAGAAAAAAAAAUCAGUUGAAUUAUCUCAAAAGAAAAAUUUGAAUAUUUUUUUAAAAAAAAAAGAAAUGAAACUUCUAAAUGGGGAUUCAAGUAUUGUUGAGUCAGAUCAAAAAGCUAUUGAAGCAAAACAAAAUGAAUGGAACAAAAAGUUAAAUGAACUUAGUGAGUUAGGUAUGACCGCUCAAAUAUUACCACUUGGCACCGACCGAGCUUUUAGAAGAUACUGGAUAUUUGCAUCUAUGCCUGGACUUUUUGUUGAAGAUUAUGAGCCCAAUCCAGGAACUUGUUUACCUGAUGGAACACCUGUUAGUAACAUCACAGAUAAAGAUACUGUAAGUUAUGUUAAACGUCUAUUUGAAAUGAAUGAAAAAGAAAAUGUUGAUGAAACAAGAACUAGUCUUUCAAACAUGCCUUUAAAGAAAAAACUUGUUGACAGUAUAAAUGAAUCAUCAUUCAUGAGUAAUGGUAGUUUUAGAGAAGAUCCAAAAAAAUCAAUUUACAGUUGUUGGGGUCCAGAUAAUAAUUGUCCUGUACAUGAUGAAAAUCAUGAUAGACUCACAUGGAGCUACUUUAAUACACCUGAAGAAUUAGAAAUUCUACUUGAAAAUCUUAAUUCAAGAGGUUUAAGAGAAAGUGAACUGAAAAAAACCAUAGCAUUAGAAAAACAUAGAAUAAUUUCUAGCAUGGAAAAGUGUACUAAUUGUCUCUUAGAUCCUUCGAUGAUGAUAGAAGAUGAUAAAAGAAUUCAAAAACGUUUAAAAACAGAAUUUUGUGAAUUUAAGAAAGUAAACGUAAAAUUUCUCCGCGUUGAUGAUGAUGUUGAUACAUCCCUAGAACUAACAUUGAGAGAAUAUAUUUUAGAUGUUGAAAGACGAUUAAAUACAACAGCUCUUGGUAACCUUUCAACAAAGAUACCCAAGCGCGAUGAUUGGAGAGAUGAUAUUUUAAGUGGAAUCUAUGAAGUUGAGGGUCAUUUAUCAUGGGGUAAUAGAAGCAAAGUGGUGAAUAUUAAUGAAAAUGAAAAAGAUAGUUCACCAGAGCCUCUAAAUUACCAAGAUCCUAUUAAUUAUGUAAUUGAUAAUGUUAAUAUUAACGAGAAAGUAACUAAUUUAGCAUCAAUUAUUCUUAUAUUAGAACAAUCUGUAGAGCUAAAAUUUUUGAAACGACCAUUAGGCUAUGAUAAAAAAGAAAAAAUGGGUGUUUCUGCAAUAAAUCCCAUGUUAGAUAAAUGGGAGUUAUCACUAAUGAGUUCUGUUAAUUUUUCUCAAUUAUUUUUACAUCUUAUAACUUUAGAAAAAAGUAUUGAAUGGUCAAAAUCUAUUAUGAAAGUCAAUUGUGUCUUAUGCAGAAGUAAUAAAGAUGAAGAUGUAAUGUUGUUAUGUGAUAAUUGUAAUAGAGGUCACCAUAUUUACUGUUUAAAGCCUAAACUUAAAAAAAUUCCUUCAGGAGACUGGUAUUGUCAAAAAUGUAAACCUUUAGUAAAAAAUCAAUCUGAUGAAUAUGAACCAGAAGAAAAAGUGAAAAUUGAUAUUUGUCAUAUAUGUAAAGAAGAAGGUUCUGUAAUAACUUGUGAUGAUUGUUCCAAAAAUUAUCAUCUAUCUUGUUUAAAUCCUCCAAAGCGUGUUCCACCUAAACGAAAUUGGACAUGUUUCAUUUGCCGUCAAACUUCUUGCAAAGAUGAUAUGGAACAGGUUGAGGUUGAAAGGUGUAGCAGGCGAAAGAGCUCGCAGGCUGCCACUGCUAAAAUAUCUGAAUUUGCUCGGCAGUUGUUGCACACAACAGCCAGAUAUUAUGAAGAAGAAAAUGUAACUGAGGAAAAAAGUCGACGAAGAGCUAGGCAUUCAGAAAAUACAACUUUAACAACAGCUGGAGAUUUACCGUUAGACAAUGCACUAUUGCAAUUACUUUUAAAUCAAGUCAUGCAUCAUCCAGAUGCUUGGCCAUUCUUACGGCCUGUUACUAAGUCACAGUGUCCAGAUUACCAUGCUAUUAUAAAAAAUCCUAUGGAUUUGGGAACUGUUAAGUAUAAACUAAAUAUGCUGUCUUAUAGGACAAAUGAGGAUCUGUUAAGUGAUAUGGAGCUUAUAUUCGAAAAUUGCUUCUAUUAUAACUCAGAAAGUUCAGAAGUUUAUAAAUGUGGGGAAGAAGUCUAUAAUUAUUAUAAAAAAUUAUGUCAAGAAUGUAACCUGAAAGAUUUCAGUGAGGAUGGACAAUUUGAUGGACCUCCGCCAAAGAAAUCAAAACAUAGUUUUUAAUCAAUGACAUGUUAUAAGUUAACAUUUAAUUUAUAUUUUUUACAUUGAGUCAUUAAUUACUUGCAAAAUUUCUUUAAUAUGUGGUAGUUUAAAAAUAUAACUAUUUAAAA